CCCAGUCUAGCGCCAAUAGUUGUACAGCACUGACGUGCCUGCUUAUACGCAAUCGCCAUAAUAAAAAUUUUCCCGCGCAAAUAUCGUUCAAAAUUAAAACGCGUCCAUAUGAAGAAAAUAACCGUCGAGAGUGAUUGUGAACUAACGAAUUACUCAUAUAAUUUGGAUAAUAAUUUUUACAGAAUAUUAAAGUGGUUGACCCGAGAAUGAAACGUGAUGAAUCCUUAAAGAGCGUCACCAAGUUCACGUCGUCUCGUCGCCUGAGCGAGACACGGCCGGCGCUCACGCUCGGUUGGCGGCAGAACUCGCUUACUAUAAGCACACUUGCCCAGCAAUCCGCUUAUUUAGCUGAAAAAGCUUUCAGAGACAAAGAAACUGCAGAAGAUAAAGUUCUAGCGGCACCAGUUUCGUGGUUUAAAUUAUUCAGGUUCGCAAAAACAUGGGAACUGCUACUGCUAUUUGUUGGGCUCAUUCUGGCUUCGCUGAACGGCCUCUUUGUGCCACUCGGCGUCAUCAUAUACGGGGAGUUUACCGCGCUUCUGAUAGACCGGACAGUAAUGACUGGUACCUCAUCUCCCACUCUAACCAUCUCUCUUUUCGGCGGUGGCAGAAUAUUAAAAAACGCGACUGCGGAAGAGAACAGGCUGGCGUUGAUUGAGGACUCACAAGCAUUUGGCAUCGGGUGUUUCGUAUUCUCGUUAUUACAGUUCAUCGUGGGUGCCAUAAGUGUUGAUCUCUUCAACUUUACUGCACUAAGACAGAUCGAGAGAGUAAAACAAAAAUUUCUGCAAUCUGUGCUUCGUCAAGACAUUACUUGGUAUGAUCUGAACACGACAAUGAAUUUUGCAACCAAGGUUUCUGAUGACGUGGAGAAAUAUCGUGAGGGUAUAGGUGAGAAGGUUCCCAUGUUGGUGUAUCUGGUUAUGUCAUUCGUAACUGCCGUGAUCAUAUCGUUCUGGUACGGUUGGGAACUCACUCUGGUCAUCCUGUCAUGUGCCCCUGUCAUCAUCGCUACCACCGCUGUUGUAGCUAAGAUCCAGUCGUCUUUGACAAGCCAAGAACUAGCAGCCUACAGCAUUGCAGGAGUAGUUGCUGAAGAAGUCUUGUCAUCUAUAAGAACAGUUGUUGCGUUUGGGGGUGAAAAAAAAGAAAUUGCACGAUAUAGCGCGCGAUUAGAUCCAGCCAAAAAGAUGGGAACCAAAAAGGGAAUAUGGUCGGGACUGGGUAGUGGUGUGAUGUGGUUCAUCAUAUAUUGCACUUAUGCACUGGCCUUUUGGUAUGGUGUUGGUCUUAUUUUGGAAAGUAGAAAUGAGGAAAAUCCUAUUUACACACCGGCUGUGCUAAUGAUUAUAUUCUUUAGUGUUCUGCAAGGUGCACAAAAUGUAGGCCUGACCUCACCCCACAUGGAAGCAAUGACAAGUGCUCGGGCUUCCGCUGGUGCUAUAUUCGCGGUCCUAGACCGGAAACCCGCUAUUGACAGUCUGUCCACUGAAGGUGAUAAACCGGAACUCACAGGAGAUUUGGAAUUAAAAGACGUAUAUUUUAAAUAUCCGGCUAGGCCUGAUGUACAGGUCUUAAAUGGAAUAAAUUUAAAAUUGAACCGAAAUGAAACAGUCGCGUUGGUGGGUUCGAGUGGUUGUGGCAAGUCAACUGUUCUUCAACUGUUACAACGCAUGUACGAUCCUGAAACAGGGUCAGUGACCGCAUCUGGACAUGACCUGAGGAACAUUAAUGUUAGACAUUUAAGGAACCACAUAGCUGUGGUUGGCCAAGAGCCUGUACUGUUUGCUGGUACAAUAAAGGAUAAUAUCAGGAUGAGUAAUCCAACUUGUACUGAUGAAGAAAUAAUCGUUGCUGCUAAACAAGCUUAUUGUCACAAAUUUAUUGAAAAAUUACCAGAGGGCUAUGACACAUUAAUUGGCGAACGCGGUGCCCAACUGUCUGGUGGACAGAAACAGCGUAUUGCUAUUGCUAGAGCUCUAGUCCGAAGGCCUAAAAUCUUACUAUUAGACGAAGCCACAUCAGCCCUUGACUCGCACAGUGAGGCGAAGGUCCAGAGAGCAUUAGAUGCAGCCGCUCACGGCAGAACCACUGUUAUGGUGAGCCACAGAUUAGCAACAGUCCUAAAUGCAAACCGCAUUAUAUUUAUCGAUAAAGGCGAGGUGGUAGAGGAAGGUACACAUGAAGAAUUGAUCGAACGAAAAGGCAGAUAUUAUCAUUUAGUUUUGGAGAAUGAACCUAGUAUGGCGCCACCAUCAUCUAAUAAUCAGAAACCUUUAACUGGAGAUUUGAAUGCAGCUUCAAAUCCAGAUGCUAAAUUUCAUCGGCCAAAACUGCAAAAAUUGGCUUCUGUCGAGUCUAUAAUGUCUACAACAACAGACGACUCUGACUCCGAGGACAGUGUGGUUCUCGAAGACCAGAAUGACCAGGAAAUGAAGCCAACUACGUGGCAAAUAAUGAAGUUGUGCGAACCGGAGAAAUACUUAAUGGUGAUCGGUGUAUUAGCGGCUUUCGCCGUGGGAUCCAGUUUUCCUAUGUUCGCUGUACUAUUCGGAGAAACUUUUGGCUUACUGGAAAGCAAAAAUAACGAUUGGAUACGUGGCGAGACAAAUGUAAUUGCUAUUUUGUUUCUAAUUGUGGGCGUGAUGACUGGACUCGGUAUUUUUUUCCAAAUAUUUAUUUUCAACCUUACUGGCGUGAGGCUAACAGCUAGGCUCAGGGUGGCAGCCUUUGAAACAAUGUUGAAACAAGAAAUAGGAUGGUUCGACGAUCCUUCAAACGGAAUCGGUGCUCUGUGUUCACGAUUAGCAGCAGACGCUGCUGCUGUCCAGGGUGCCACAGGCUCUCGUAUCGGUGCGUUGAUGCAAGCGACAGCGACCAUCGUGAUUGGCAUAACCCUGUCUAUGUACUAUACAUGGCAGAUGACACUAGUGUCGCUUGUGUCGGUGCCCAUGGUCAUUGUGGCCGUACUCCUCGAAGGCAGAGUACUCUCAGCCGGGAUGGAUAUGGUCCGGAAGUCGUCGAAUAAAGCGACGACUAUUGCCACCGAGGCGAUUACCAAUAUCAGAACAGUGUCCGCUUUUUGUGGCGAAGACGGAGUCCUAAGCCGCUACCAAAAGGCAGGCAUAGAGGCUCGCAAUGAAGCCAUCAAGAGCAUGCGAUGGCGCGGUUCAGUGUUUUCAUUUGGACAAACGGCCCCCGUCGCCGGAUACGCGCUCUCUCUCUGGUACGGCGGUGUGCUCGUCGCUAACAAGGAUGUGCAUUAUAAAGAUGUCAUCAAGGUAUCAGAAGCGCUGAUAUUUGGUGCAUGGAUGAUGGGACAAGCGCUGGCGUUUGCCCCCAAUUUCGGUGCAGCCGUGAGCGCGGCAGGCCGCGUGAUGACGCUGCUGCAGCGGCGGCCGCUCGUCGAGAGUACACAUGCACCCGCUAUAGCCGAAAACUAUGUGGCCGAGGGGAAGAUUCAGUACAAAAAUAUAAAAUUCCGAUAUCCGACAAGGCGAGAGGUUGAAGUGCUCCGCGGACUUUCUUUAUCGAUACCAAGUGGAAAGCGAGUCGCCUUAGUAGGACCAAGUGGCUGCGGCAAAUCCACUUUAAUACAAUUACUGCAAAGAUUGUAUGACCCUGAUGAUGGCAAUGUGUACCUGGAUGAUUAUAGCAUCACAAAUGAUAUGCGACUCUCAACUCUGCGUAAAAACUUGGGCAUCGUGUCCCAAGAGCCGGUGCUGUUUGACCGGACAAUAGCAGAAAAUAUAGCGUACGGGGACAAUACUAGGGUUGUUUCUAUCGAAGAAAUUGUAACAGCUGCUAAGGCUGCUAAUGUGCACUCCUUCAUAACUGCAUUGCCCACGGGAUACGACACCAGAAUUGGAGCGCGUGCAUCCCAGCUAUCAGGUGGACAGAAGCAGAGAAUUGCUAUAGCGCGUGCCCUGGUGAGGAAUCCCAGGGUUUUGCUGUUGGAUGAAGCCACUUCUGCCUUGGAUACCCACAGUGAAAAGAUAGUACAAGAAGCUUUGGACCGCGCGAGCGAAGGUCGCACCUGCCUGAUUAUAGCGCACCGACUAACGACCAUACAGAACGCCGACAUGAUCUGCGUGGUGGACCGCGGUGUGGUCGCCGAAACCGGUACUCAUGACCAGCUUAUAGCUAGUAAAGGCAUAUAUGCCAAAUUGUACGAGCUACAGUGCGGAUUCGUAGAAGAAAGUGACGAGAACGUAGAAAAUGCUGCUGCUUGAUUCAGUGAGGAUGAUUUGUAAACGUGUCUCUAUAGAGAUUAAAGGUGUUCAAAGUACACAAUACUGUAUCACGAGAUUAGACCAUCAAUACGCCAAUUAUAAAAUCAUAGUAUUGGAUACGCAAAAUAUCAUAGUACGCCUAAUGCCGAAUAUCAAAGCGCAAUAUCAACUAGAUUCGUUAAAUAUAGUAAAAAAAUAGGAUUUCAUAAGAUUUAUCUUACUAACAUGAGAUUUCUUCUCGUGUUUCUAUUCUGGAAAUUAUUGAUUUUAAAACAGAAUAUUCAUGUAAAAAUCGAUUAUGCUGCGCUAGACGUCGUGUUUCGCAUUUUUAAUGCUUCAAAUUGUGCCUUAACAAAGUAGCGAGUCGCAAAAAUAACUACAUAUUGUGGUGUGUUCGUUCAAUUAUAAAAGUUAACAAAUUUUUGCCUGUGUUAUGCUACAACUUAAUUGCUAAUCAUACCUCAUCGUAAAAAUUAAUAAAGGAACCCACAAUAAUGGAACAUUGGAAACCAUAUAAUCUUUUAAGUAAAAAUGCACUUAAAUCUACCUACCUAAUAAGUGGCAGCGAAAAACUUGGUACGUGAGGAAUUAGAAAACGGUACUUACCUACAAAACAUCUUUAAAAAUAUGAUUUAGAUAACGAGUGUAUAUCCUAAUGUUCAUUGAAAAUCGUUAAUAUUAAUAUAACUGUACACUUCUAAUUGAACUAGUCAUUUCAGAACUGCCAAAUUAUCCGAAAUCCUAUAACUACUGCUUUGUAGAUAUUAUAAGUAUAAAUAUAACCUAACCUAACCUAAACAAUAAAAUCCAAGCAUUCCCAUUUAUUUCUAGACCCAGAACAUUCCCUUAACCCUUAAAAAUUAGCUCUAGUUAUAUACCUAUUUUGUAGAAGCUUUUUUUGAUUAUAUUUAUACAGUUUGUGUUAUCCUUUUUUAAAAGAUUUUAUGUAAUUAUAAAUAUCUUUAAAAUAUACCUCAAAUAAUUUAUUCACUAUUUUACUUACAUUUAUAAUUUUGAAUUUUGUGUAAUGACUCGAUUUGGACAAUGGUUGGAUGUCCUUGAAAAAUGAUAUAUAUUAUAUAAGGAUGUAUGUAUUGAUUACACUAUUACUAUUCUUAAAAAAUUAUAAAUUUUCAGUGCCUACAUGAAAAAAUCUUAUGGCAUAUAAAUAAUAAUGUUAUUACUACUUAUUAAUUCAGUAUUUUAAAGGCAUCUUUUAGCAUUUUCUAGCAGUAGGUAAAAAAAUCUAUAAGUACAUAUAUCGUGUUUCUGAAAUAAUGUACGCUCAAUUAAAACAACCAAUGUUAUUUUUAUAUUGUUAUUUAUCUAUUAAUGUGUGUAAUUCUUGUAUUGUAAACAUAUAUAAAAAGUUGUAUAGAAUAAAAUGAGAUUAUGAGUA
Messenger RNA from Galleria mellonella (greater wax moth), 5631 nucleotides. Its product is annotated as multidrug resistance protein homolog 49-like. Gene Ontology annotation, cellular component: membrane. The transcript is spliced from 25 exons. The record is from RefSeq and is a predicted model, not a curated record. NCBI's taxonomy places the organism in Eukaryota, Metazoa, Arthropoda, Insecta, Lepidoptera, Pyralidae. Gene Ontology annotation, molecular function: ABC-type transporter activity; ATP binding; ATP hydrolysis activity. Bases 207 to 4232 code for a protein of 1341 amino acids. Gene Ontology annotation, biological process: transmembrane transport.